Messenger RNA from Phytophthora sojae, 663 nucleotides. RefSeq lists its product as hypothetical. The record is from RefSeq and is a predicted model, not a curated record. The annotation marks the transcript as partial. NCBI's taxonomy places the organism in Eukaryota, Oomycota, Peronosporomycetes, Peronosporales, Peronosporaceae. The transcript is spliced from 4 exons.
AGCACAAGCGGCAGCGACAGCGCCGCGUCACCCGUCCCCGACGACCCGAAUUCCACUUCGGAGGUCGGAUGUCUCCUCGGAUCCCAUGGACUCGAACAAACUGCAGAAGCCCAAGCGCAAGCGCCGAUCGAAGAACCCCGCGGGUUAUUCGACCAGGUUGCUGCACCGCAAGAAGGCGGAGAUGCAGCAACUGAGGGAGGAGCCAAGGUGGAGCAACUUAAACACACAAGGGCGGUCGGGGUCGGCGCUCACGCGUCGCAGCUCAAGAACAAGGCGGAGUUCAAGUGGAUGCAGCUGGCGACGAUCGAGUUGCAGAGGCGGCAGAGGUCGGAGUACACAAACAGGAGGCUCAAGGCGCUGCUGGUGAACCAGACCAAGGUCGACGACGCGUUGAGGAGCGUCGUGAUGAAGAGAUCGGCGCUGGAGGGGAUGGAGUUUCUGUUCCAGAUGGCGCAGAGUCCUCUGGACGCAGUGGACAACAGCUCGGUGAUCAUGGCGGAGCUGGAGAAGACGGCGUCGGAGAUGUACCUCGGAUCCAGAGUCCUGUUUGAGAAGGAGGCACGUAUCUCGACGAUUAGCUGUGAAAUGAAGCGGAGGGUGGAUAAGCAGCUUGGACAAGUAGUGGAGAUUGUCUCGAGCGCCCCGCUGCCGUGCUCGAUGUAA